AUGUGGUCGAGCCAACUCUGUCUCUCGGCCUUGGGGCUUGCAUCCACUGCACUUGCCGGGCCUCAGUUUCACCACCGGCGAGAUGGCAGCUCUAAUGGAGAGAGAGUUGAAGCCGUCAAGGAGGCUUACAGGACAGCGUGGAAGGGCUAUUAUGAUUAUGCCUUCCCUAAUGAUACACUCCACCCUGUGUCGAACGGAUAUGAGAACGACCGGAAUGCUUGGGGUGUGACAGCGUUCGAUUCCCUCAGUGCAUCAAUCAUUCUUGGUGAUAGGGAGAGUGUGAACCAAAUCUUGGAAUUCGUUCCCACAAUCGAUUUCACCACCACUGCUAAGUCUGGCGAAUCCAUCUCUCUGUUUGAGACCAAUAUUCGAUACUUCGGUGGUCUCCUGUCAGCGCACGAUCUACUCACACAAGCGCCAUGGAGCGAUCUGGUCGACGACAAGUCACUUGUUGAUAACCUCUUGAAGCAGGCAGUUAGCCUUGCGGACAGCGUGAAGUUCGCUUUCGACACCCCCAGUGGUGUUCCAGAACCCACCAUCUACCUCAACCCUGAGCCGAAGCGUGCAGGUUCCUCAAGGAAUAACAUUGCUGAGGUUGGAACACUCGUCUUGGAGUGGACCAGGCUCUCUGAUCUGACCGGGAACCCCGAGUAUGCGCAGCUUGCUCAGAAGGCUGAGUCGUACAUUCUGAAGCCCACUCCGGAGAGUGGCGAGCCGUUCCCUGGAUUGACCGGAACCUAUCUCAACCUGACAGACGGCACCUUCAUUGACAGCUCUGGCGGCUGGUCCGGGUUGACGGACAGCUACUACGAGUACUUGAUCAAGAUGUACCUCUACGACCCGGAGGAGUUUUCCUUCUACAAGGACAGAUGGAUUGCCGCUGCUGAUUCUACAAUUGAGUAUCUGGCUUCACACCCAACGUCCCGGGAGGACAUCACCUUCCUGUCUCAGUACCAAGGAACCCAGACCAUUCCCAGCUCUUCUCAUUUGGCGAGCUUCGCAGGAGGAAACUUCAUCCUCGGCGGCAUCCUCCUGAACGAGCAGAAGUACAUCGACUUUGGCGUCACCCUCGCCGAGUCCUACUUCGAGACCUACCGCGGGACCGCCGCCAAGAUCGGCCCCGAGGGCUUCAGGUGGACAGACAGCAAGCUCCCCGUCGACGGCACCUUCAACACCAACCCGCCCGCGGGCCAGGAGGACGCCUACGCCGAGGCCGGGUUCUGGGCCACCUCCAAGUACUACAUCCUCCGGCCCGAGACGACGGAGAGUUUGUACUACGCGUACCGCGUGACGGGCGACACCAAGUACCAGGACCUCGCCUGGGAGGGGUUCCAGGCCAUCACGGCGGCGACCCGCACGGGGAGCGGGUACGCCGGCCUCAACGACGUGACGGUCGUGAACGGCGGGUUCAUCGACAAGAUGGAGAGCUUCUUCCUCACGGAGACGUUGAAGUACUUCUACCUCAUCUUCUCUGAGGAGUCGGAGGUCCAGGUGCACAAGGACCAGCCCAACAAGUGGGUGUUUAACACGGAGGCGCACCCUGUCAAGAUUCGGGGUUAUUAA
Clonostachys rhizophaga is the source of this 1563-nucleotide messenger RNA. The record is from the annotation of a GenBank genome assembly. NCBI's taxonomy places the organism in Eukaryota, Fungi, Ascomycota, Sordariomycetes, Hypocreales, Bionectriaceae.